Molecule: messenger RNA, 3039 nt
Organism: Mercenaria mercenaria
Lineage: Eukaryota; Metazoa; Mollusca; Bivalvia; Venerida; Veneridae
Exons: 24
Coding region: 346-3039 (897 amino acids)
Biological process (GO): cell surface receptor protein tyrosine kinase signaling pathway; cell differentiation; innate immune response
Cellular component (GO): extrinsic component of cytoplasmic side of plasma membrane
Molecular function (GO): non-membrane spanning protein tyrosine kinase activity; ATP binding; signaling receptor binding
Source: RefSeq, a predicted model, not a curated record
UAACUCAUACUGAUUAAAUAGUACUAUUUUAGCCUUGUUAUGAGAAACCGGUCUCAAUUAGAUAAACUAGAUUCAAAUUGUGAACGAAUUUUUCAAGGUUAAGUAGUCAACAUUUGACAAUAUACGGACUUUCGUAGUUCAAAGGUUAAUAUCCAUGUUUAAGUGUCUCAUGGGUGUCUUAAGAAUUCAAAUACGUAAUUACUAUACGAAUGACUAUUAAAUAAAACGAUUUGGUUGUCUUACUAACUAGAAUGUUUGUUUUCGGUAUUAAAAAACUUCGGAUGACGUUUUUGUAUUCAUGUAUAUUUAUCUACUAAAACUGUUAGAUAACUAACAAUAAACGUAAUGGACGCAAUGGAAAUCAACAGACUAAGUAAACCAAAACUAAAGAAGCUUGGUAACUUUUGGUUUCUUGACACCGAGGGCAAACUGAAGCGCCUGAAUUGCCUAAACAAUGCUCAAAAUGUGUACAUGGAGGAGAACGUUAUUUUCGCGGAUGAUUCUGUUUUCCAAGUUGACAUAAGUAGUAAUAAAACGGUAAAGAUCACGAAGGUAGAAGAGGUGUUUGACUGUACAAAUGAUGAUGAUAAUCAUUUUACACAAACAAAUGAAAAUGAUGCUGAAAAUUCUGAAGUAUGUGUAACCACUGGAACUAUUCACAUUGAAAGUGCAGCGCAUAAAGGAACUGUUGAAUGCCUAGAUGACAAUGUUGUAAACGACUUGACAAUUUCUGAUGUGUUCGUCGAGAGAAGUCAGAAUGCUUGUAAAAAUACAGAAGGAUCUGUUGAUUGUCAAAAUGACAAUGUUAAAAAUGACUGUGAGCCCAUUGAGUACGCCCGAGAUGCUCUUAUAUUUACACCUAAAGAAGACAAUCCCGAUAGGGGCGAAAUACUUGAAAUUGACAAAGAAGAGUAUGUACCUGAUGAAGGAUCUGUUGAAUGCCCAAAUGACAAUGUUGUAAAUGACUUGGAUGAAACAGUUUCGGAUAGGUCACAGGAGACCGGUCAGGAUGCUUGUAUAUUUAAAAGUAAAGAAGGAUUUGUUGAAUUCCCAAAUGACACUGUUGCACAUGACUGGGAUGAAACAGUUUCGGGUAGGUCACAGGAGAGCGGUCAGGAUGCUUGUAUACUUAAAAGUAAAGAAGAAUCUGUUGAAUGCCCAAAUGACACUGUUGCACAUGACUGGGAUGAAACAGUUUUGGGUAGGUCACAGGAGAGCGGUCAGGAUGCUUGUAUACUUAAAAGUAAAGAAGGACCUGUUGAAUGUCUAAAUGACAAUUUUGUAACUGAUCGGAAUGAAACAGUUUCGGAUGGGUCAGCCGAGAGCGGUCAGGAUGCUUGUAUAUCUAAUAGUAACGAAGGGACUGUUGAAUGUCUAAAUGACAAUUUUGUAAAUGACUCGAAUGAAACAGUUUCGGAUGGGUCAGCCGAGAGCGGUCAGGAUGCUUGUAUAUCUAAUAGUAACGAAGGAUCUGUUGAAUGCCCGAAUGGCACUGUUGCACAUGACUGGGAUGAAACAGUUUCGGGUAGGUCACAGGAGAGCGGUCAGGAUGCUUGUAUACUUAAAAGUAAAGAAGGACCUGUUGAAUGUCUAAAUGACAAUUUUGUAACUGAUCGGAAUGAAACAGUUUCGGAUGGGUCAGCUGAGAGCGGUCAGGAUGCUUGUAUAUCUAAUAGUAACGAAGGACCUGUUGAAUGUCCAAAUGCUUUAGAUCACUGGAAUGAUAUAGUUUGGAAAGAGCCCCUAGAGAAAGAAAAUAUUGUUGGAAGUGCCGAAUCAAGCGAUGUUGAUUCUCACGACACGGACAUAGAUGUGGAUCUUGAAAUGGGUCAACAGGAGUAUAUUUCGGAAGAAGAAGAUUCGGAUGUGGACAAACAGCUUGAAAGAGGUCACGAAGAUGUUUUACUCGACGAAGAGCAACAGUACAACCCCAAUAUGGACGAAAUACUUGGAAUGGGCAAUGAAGAGUAUGUACCUGAUAAAGAAAAACAAGACGUAGAGGAGCUAUUUGAAAUGGGACAUGAAGAAUAUUCGUCCAGUGAAGAUUCUUCAGAUGCAGAUGAGAGGCCUAAACCGGACAAUGUAAACGGUUCUCCUCUGAAAGGUGUAUCGGAAGUUGUCACGAUGAAGGCUCUGUUUGACUUUGAAGCUAUGUUUGAGGAUGAAAUCAGCUUCCGACAAGGAGACAAGUUAGAUGUUGACAAGAACUUACUAGACCAAGCUUCGUUUUGGUUUAAUGCCCUCCACCAGACUUCAGGGAAGAAAGGGUAUAUUCCAAGAAGUUAUGUGACGAAAGAUGACGGCCCUUUACAAAUUCAUGAAGACAAAGAUGAAAAACUGCUUCAUGAUCCCUCCACCCCAACUGGUAGCUAUCUUAUUAGGAGAGCAAAAGACGAUGCAUUGUUCAUAUUAUCUGUCAAAUUAGAGAAGGAAACAAACAGUGAACCAGUGAAACAUUAUAAAAUAAGAUAUUCGGAAAACAAGGGGUACUACAUAAGUGCAAGGCGAUAUUUUGAUACUCUGCCUGACCUUAUCCGUCAUUACAGUUGUGUCUCUAAUGGCUUAUGUUGUAAAUUGGAAAAUCCUUGUUUGGUAAACCCACCAGCGCUACCGAUUUCAUGGUUAAUUGGGCCCAGGUUGUAUGAAGUAACAAAGGAAUCAGUAGAAUUAAUCACGAAAGUUAACCAGAAUGUUUCAAACCCCUUUUUUGGAGAACAUUGCCUAGGUACAUUUGGUAAUGAGUUUGUUGGUGUUAAAACACUGGAUGAUGAAAAAACUCCAGUAAAGGAUUUCCUGACUGAGGCUCUUGUUUUAAAAGACUUGCGACAUGAUAAACUGGUUCGGUUGAUAGCUCUAUGUACACAGUCGCCGCCAUUUUGGAUAAUUACUGACACACUGACAAAAGGGGGUUUGCUUACAUAUUUGCGUCAAGACUUGGGGACGGGUUUGAACUUCGACAACCUCCUGUAUAUCGCUAGUCAGCUUGAGCUCACGUUUUUCUUUUACCAGAACACUAAAAUAUGGAACCUAAUUAGAUGA